This is a messenger RNA of Hemicordylus capensis (graceful crag lizard), 3796 nucleotides long. RefSeq names its product serum/glucocorticoid regulated kinase 2 (gene SGK2). Gene Ontology annotation, biological process: protein phosphorylation. The transcript is spliced from 13 exons. The record is from RefSeq and is a predicted model, not a curated record. NCBI's taxonomy places the organism in Eukaryota, Metazoa, Chordata, Lepidosauria, Squamata, Cordylidae. Bases 711 to 1802 code for a protein of 363 amino acids. Gene Ontology annotation, molecular function: ATP binding; protein serine/threonine kinase activity.
UGAAACCAUUCCUGGAGAUUAUUUUCCUAUUGUUUUUUUCACAAUAUCAAGACAUAAAAAUUUCCAGGAUGGUUUUCAGUAGUCAUGUGGAGAUAUGUGUCAGUUCCGGGACACUCCAGGACAUUUCUAGAUAGUUGGAAAUCCUAGGUGUGCUUCGCCCUCCAAAAUUUCAGUAAGGUGUUGCCUUACCAAAUAAUGAGGAGAUGCAAACAUACUAUAAUUAAUAUUCAUUUAGUUAAUAUCCUUUGUAACGAAGUGUCAUCAUUUUGUAUUUUAGUUUGCUAGGCAUGCUGGGGGCAGUGGGGUGGGCAAUACAACAGAAGUAUCCAUCUCUUCUGCCCUCCACAACAGGAUUAAUAUCAAUGUGAUGGCUGGGUCUUGUCUGUAGAAACAGUGCAGGGAUGAAAGGUUAAUGUUAUGUUUCCCCGUCCAAUUCCACUCUGCAUCGCAGCUGCUUUUAAACAUUGAAAAAGGCACAUAGAGACCAGUAAAGGAUCUUCUACCCAUCAUGUGUACCUUGGCUCUUAAAUAAAAAAACUUGGAUGUUGAGUAUCAGAAAUAGCCUGGCACAUGCAUUGCUUCUACAGUGCUGGCUGCUGUGCACUAAAAGCAGGAAAGAAGACAGGUUACCUGGUUUGGUUGCAGAGGAUUUCAGUUCCUACCAACUUGUAUAGAGGACAGGAGAGAGUGCUGAAAAAGUCAACUUCUUAAUGGAGCGUUCCAAAAGCCCAGAUUAUUGCAGCCCGCCAACCUCGCCAACUGACAACAUCAACCUGGGACCUUCUGCUAAUCCCAAUGCCAAGCCAACAGAUUUUGACUUCCUAAAAAUAAUUGGCAAAGGAAGCUUUGGGAAAGUCCUUUUGGCGAAACGCAAGUCUGACGGGCAAUUCUAUGCUGUCAAAGUUUUGCAGAAGAAAUCUAUCCUCAAGAAAAAAGAGGAAAAUCACAUAAUGGCAGAACGCAAUGUGCUGCUGAAGAAUGUGAAACAUCCCUUCCUUGUGGGGCUUCACUAUUCUUUCCAGACAAAGGAGAAACUUUAUUUUGUACUGGAUUAUGUAAAUGGAGGAGAGCUGUUCUUCCACUUACAAAGAGAACGCUGCUUCCGUGAACCUCGUGCACGCUUCUAUGCAGCUGAAAUGGCCAGUGCAGUGGGCUACCUCCAUUCCUUGAACAUCAUUUAUAGGGACUUGAAACCUGAAAAUAUCCUUUUAGAUUGUCAGGGUCAUAUUGUACUGACAGAUUUUGGACUCUGUAAAGAAGGAAUGGAGCAAGAAGAAACAACAUCUACUUUCUGUGGCACCCCAGAGUACUUGGCUCCAGAAGUGCUAAAGAAACAGCCUUAUGACAGAACCGUUGACUGGUGGUGCCUUGGAGCAGUCCUCUAUGAAAUGCUUUUUGGCUUGCCUCCAUUUUACAGCCGGGAUGUGUCUCAGAUGUAUGAAAAUAUUCUGCAUAAGCCACUUCAGGUUCAAGGAACCAAGACCAUAGCAGCUUGUGAUAUUCUGCAGGGACUUCUUCAUAAAGAUCAGAAGAAGAGGCUGGGAGCCAAGACAGACUUUCUUGAGAUAAAGAACCAUAUGUUCUUCAGUCCAAUAAACUGGGAUGACUUGUAUCAUAAGAGGAUCACUCCUCCAUUUGAUCCUAAUGUGGCUGGUCCUGCUGACCUAAGGCAUUUUGACCCGGAGUUCACCCAGGAAGCAGUCUCCAGCUCCAUCAUCCGCACACCUGACUUGGCAGCCAGCAGUUCCAGUACCACAGAUGCUUUCCUGGGUUUUUCUUACGCACCAAAUGAUGAAGACUAAUGCAAGCUGUGUAAACGGGGCUUGAGAAAACCAGUUUUAGCUAUUUAAAUGAGAGAAAGCCAUUACACUCCAACUAAUCUUCUAACUCGAACCGAACCCUCAAGAUUUGAGAUACAGGACCUUCAUAAUGUGAAUGUUCCUCUAACAGAGGAAGUGCUGAUUAUUCUAGUUAGAAUAAUUUUAUUUCUACAGAAUCUAACAUAUUUAACUACAUAGUCUUGUACCCAAAUAAUGUCAUCCUAUGAGAAUGCAUGUGUUUGGAUAGCCACAGGUUUCUUAAAGGGGACCCCAAGGUAUUCUGGCCUUGGUGGCUGUGAACUUGGAAAUGAAGAUGAUCAGAUUGUUUAUCCCCUCUACUUGUGGUUCACUGCAUCCCACUUUGUCCUUAUUUAUGGAGGCCCUUGGGAUUCUCAGGAAAGACCUUUGAGACUCGCCAUAGAAUCUUCAUCCUAGUCCUUAGGGAGCCCUACCAUUCCUCGCAGCUGGCCCUCCUUCGCUUUUGCAUGACACUGCAUUAUCUAUUGUCAAAUUAGUUGCCACUGAAUCGUGGGUUUUUUUGUUUUUUUUAGUAUAAGUGAGUAAAAGUGAUACCACGUCCAGAUUAAAUUUAUAUUUUCUUUUUAGCUUGUGAACCAGUGCUCACAAUCCUAAUUUCCAUUGUUGGGAGUGGCAGAGUGUAGGCCCCCACCAUAUCAUAUCUGUACUAGUUAGUAGCUUCUAAUUUUACCUCAGAAAUGGUGCCAGCCUUUUGCUUAUAUUUGUAGUAGUUUUGUUCAUUGUCUUCCUUUUUAUAUGAAAGCUACCCAGUGAUAAAGGUUUGGCCAUACUACCUCUUGACUAGGGAUGUGCAGAACCAGUUCAUGAUUGAACGAGAUUGCCAUGAACCAGGCCGGUUCGAUCGCGAACCACUCCAAACUGGUUCAUUGAACUGUCAAGCCCAGCCAAACCAGUCCACAUACCCACGGUUCGGUUCGAACCGCACCAACCAUCUUGUGAACACCCCUAUUCUUUACCAUCUAGUGAAAAUAGCAAUGGAUUAAAAGCAGACACACAUCAAUCUGUUUAAAAGGCCUACCUAUUGAGGGCUGCUGAGCACAAACUAAUUAUAUCAAUAUGCAAUCUUUUAAACUUACAAAAUGGAAGACUCUAGCUUCAUUGGUGCAACUGUAGCAGUUUCUGAUUUUACACUAAUAUAUUAAUAUCUGGCUUAGGUAAUUACAAACACUAACUGCUAAUUUACAUCAGUUUACUGAAUUGCCUCAAUCAUUUGUGCUUCAAAACUUUAAAUCUAGACUGUGAAGGAUCUUACUACAAAAUAUGACUAUGCAAGAUCUUGGACCAAAAAAUAAAACAGAUUGAUUCUAGAGAUUUCCCUGCUACAAACUAAAGUUGAAACAAAUCCACCUUGCAGAUGAACUAUGUAGGAAGAACAAGUGCUGACUAGAAUGGGCUGUUAGUAUGCACAAGAACACAAAUGUGAAUGUCAUAACCUGAGGAAAUCCCUUUCCUCACUCCCUUAAAGUAGCACAAAGAUCAAGGUCUAUACCUAGAACAUGGAAAACUCAACUGCGAUUUAAGAUCAAAAUGACUGUCCAUUCUGGUGCCUUUGUACUCCUGUCUUAAACCCUGCCACCCACCCACCCCCACACACUGUCCAAAGUUAGUCUGAAAAGUGUCUCAUCUCAGACUUAUAUGCACUUAAUUUUAAAAGCUGUUGUGUUUAACUAUAUAUUGCCACAAGUGUCCAAGCCUGCUGUGCUGUGGGAAUACUUUUUGCUUGCCUCUGUUGUCAAGUCUAUGGUGGGGGGGCGGGGAGGAUUGCUUCAUAUGACAGUGUUGCCUGGCUGCAACUGUCUAGGUUUAUUGAUAUGCUGAGAACAGUGUAAUCAUGAUAAGAUAGAGUACUUGCAUUUUAUCUUGAGUGUUUUUCCUCAAAUUUUUAUGUUGGUGACUAUUUAAGACUUUAAUAAAAAGUAUAAUAUUUUAAAAGAGAA